CCGGUCUGGGGAAAGGCAGCGCUCAGCGUCCCCUCCUGGUCCAGGCUGAACCUAGCCACCAUGGUAACCCGCCCCGCAGGCUUCUGGUCUCUCGCCAUCACCCUUUGCAUCCUGCUGGGAGAAGGUAUGGGCCGUCCUCCCCUUGAGUCCCACCUAGCCGCAACCAGCAGCAGGCACCCCAGGACAAAAAGAUGUUCCUGCAACAGCUGGCAGGACAAGGAGUGCAUUUACUUCUGUCACCUGGAUAUUAUCUGGGUCAACACCCCAGGACAAACUGCUCCCUAUGGCUUGGGAAGCCCGCCAAGGCGUCGCAAGAGAUCGCUGAACAGGUGUGAGUGCUCGCACUCCAAGGACAGCAUCUGUGCUACCUUCUGCCAGGCAAAGCCUUGGUAUCUUGGGAACCUCAAGCUCCCACCGAGCCGUGGCGUAUAGGUAAAGAGUCUCCACAGUGGCGACCUGAAGCAUCCACAAACCGAUCUUCUGAGAGCCUGAGGGGACUUUGCUGUCUCUAAUGCCCAGCUCCCUGGAUGGUAGCACUGCUCUCAGAGGAAUGUUCAACCAGCAGCCUUGCCUGGAAGAAAAAGAUCCGGAAUGGGUAAAAAUCCUGUUUCCUGGAAUAAUUUGGAGUCCUGGUGGAUGCCCCUGGCUCUUGCCAUGGGUGCCUGAAAGAGAAGAAGGAAAGACCAUGCAGGAAAAGCAUGGGCCAAAUGGAAAAGCAGGAGAAGUAGAAGAAACAGAGGAGGCAGCAAUCCUGCUGAAAGACUCAGCACUCCAGAGACUGCUGUAAAGGGAAAACAGGAUCUCCUUUUAUGUGGUCAUGGACACAUUGGGAAGGUGUGCUCUAGCCUGUUGGAUCAGGACGGGGUUUUUAGUCCUAUACCAGCUAGAUUCCACACUGUAUUCUGACCGUGGUCAGCACUGUCUCUGCAAUCCAUGCACUUAGGCAUAGAAAAAGCCAUGUUCAAUUCUGAACUUGGCAGCACCAAAACAAUCCUGUAUUGGAGGCCUGGUCUACUGUGUCUUGACCCAUGUUUGAACAGGGUCCAGCUCAGCUGCUUUUAAACUUGGUUUGGCUGGUCGUUGUAGACACCGACUGGUUGGAGCUGUUGCCUCCUUGGGCUUGUCAUCUUAGCACUUUUUCCUCUUUACUGCCCUGUCAAAGACAAUCCGAUGUGCAUUAAAUUGGAUUCCCAUUGUACUAUGGUGUAGCUAACCAGGCUCUGGCUUUCUCUUGCUAAGCCUUUUGCUUGAGGUCCCUUCUCCAUGAGUGUAGACCGAGAAUAGCCGGUUUCACUCUGAACCUGUGUUAAAGCCAAGUCCUGCACAUCCGGCUCUGCAGCAAGUGGGUGGGGAAACUUGGGCAGAGCUGCAUUUCCUUUAUUGUCUCCUCUAUUGCUGAUGGGAGUGUUGCAGGUCACAUUAGUUACAUGGGGAAGGGGGAAACUCGGAGCCAAACUACUAGUCCCAACAAGUGCGGAGGUGUGAAUGCUGUCUCAUGUCCUUAGACCUGUAAUUACCUGGGUAGAACAUUGUAACUUGGCCCUCCCAGCUUGGUGAUCUGCACAGAACACUCCAUUAAAGGAGAAGCUGGGGGCAGUGAAGAGAGGUAGUGGGGAAGUAGCAAUUGCUUGCUCCUUCACUUAGUGACGGUCUGAAAGGGACAAAUGGUGAUGACCUGCCAUGUGUGGCUCAUGGGAAAGGUAGAUCCCCUUAACUUGGAUACAGUGUAGAUUAGCCAGGGAGCAGAUGGCUGUCAAAGAUGUGAAAUGAAAGCCCAUUGAGAUGGGAGUGCAGUACCUCUCUACAUUUGGAAGAGCUGUCGUUGCCAGUCGAGCUUCGUUCAAGAGGGAUGGGCUUAGACAAAAACCAGGAUCAUGGCCACGUACAGUCCUGGAGUGUGUUAAUUCCACUGAACGCUGGGUGCACGCUCUGGAAGAUCCUCUUGCCAGACUGAUGAAAUGUCAAGGGGGUAGGGGGCGGUUGGGCUUGUAUCACAAAUGCUCUUCGAUUUCCCAGCGUACAACUUGUGUUACAGAGCCUGGCUGCAAAAUAUUCAUCCAGUUAGUGCAGAUACACCAACACUCCUGUAACUUCAACCCUGGCUGUUUUCUCAGUACUCCACAUGAGCACUUAAAAAGGCUGUUGGUGGACGGAACCAUCUCCUUGUUGUAGUCUAGUCCCAUUGGACAUACAAAACACUGCCUCUGUUUUGUUAUGAGAAAUAGAACAAUGAGACCAGCUAAUUCAUGUAUCAUAUGUAGAACAUUAGAGACAAAAAUCAUCUGGUGUCUAGAGCUGGAGAGAAAAAGCAUGUUGUUUGUUUUGUUUUCUUUCCCCUCCCUUCUGAAGGUUUAAAUCAUCCUUGACAGGAUUUGAUAAAUUCCUGGUUGAAAGGAAAACUUUGCACACUGUUUAAUGUUUUGAGUUGUGUAAUUUAAAAUCAAACUACUGGUCGAAAUUGUUCUGUGUGUCUCUCUUUGUGUAAUGUUCCUUCUUGGAAGGGAGUAAUUUAUAGCAUGCACCCGCUGUGUGCAGCAUCCCAACAUUUCAGUAUAUUUAUUUUAACCUAGUUGUAGACAGUAAUUUGCAAAUAUGUAAACUUUAAUUUGUAAUAAAUGAUGCAAAAGGCGACA
Molecule: messenger RNA, 2633 nt
Organism: Malaclemys terrapin pileata
Lineage: Eukaryota; Metazoa; Chordata; Testudines; Emydidae
Gene: EDN2
Product: endothelin 2
Exons: 5
Coding region: 61-432 (123 amino acids)
Biological process (GO): regulation of systemic arterial blood pressure by endothelin; intracellular calcium ion homeostasis; vein smooth muscle contraction
Cellular component (GO): extracellular region
Molecular function (GO): hormone activity; endothelin B receptor binding
Source: RefSeq, a predicted model, not a curated record